AUCAAAGAACAUCCCAACAACUAAAGAUGUUGAACCACUGCUGGAAAUAGAUGGAGAUAUAAGAAAUUUUGAAGUGUUUUUGUCUUCAAGGACCCCAGUUCUUGUGGCUCGAGAUGUAAAAACCUUCUUGCCAUGCACUGUAAACCUCGACCCCAAACUACGGGAAAUUAUUGCAGAUGUUCGUGCUGCAAGAGACCAGAUCAAUAUCGGGGGCCUUGCGUACCCCCCGCUCCCUGUCCACGAAGCCCCUCCUCGACCACCGUCAGGCUACAGCCAGCCUCCAUCUGUCUGUUCUUCUUCCACGUCCUUCAACGGGCCGUUCGGAGGUGGGGUUGUGUCACCACAGCCUCACAGCAGCUAUUACAGUGGCAUGACGGGACCCCAGCAUCCGUUCUAUAACAGGCCAUUCUUUGCCCCAUACCUUUACACGCCAAGGUAUUACCCUGGCGGCUCCCAACAUCUCAUCUCACGUCCAUCAGUAAAAUCGAAUUUGCCCAGAGAGCAGAGCAAUGGCCUAGAGGUUAUCAAGGAGGACGCUGCUGAGGGGCUUUCUUCACCCACAGACUCCUCGAGGCCGUGUGACUCUGGGUUUAGCAAACAGAGACAGGGAUCAGGCCCCGCCUCAGGAACAAUAUCACUAAAUUCAAUGAAUGUGGACGCAGUGUGCGAGAAGCUGAAACAAAUAGAAGGGCUGGAGCAGAGCAUGCUGCCUCAGUACUGUGCUACCAUCAGAAAGGCAAACAUAAAUGGCCGUGUGUUAGCUCAGUGUAACAUUGAUGAGCUGAAGAAAGAGAUGAAUAUGAACUUUGGAGACUGGCAUCUGUUUAGAAGCACAGUACUAGAAAUGAGAAACGCAGAAACCCAAGUGGUCCCUGAAGACCCACGUGCGCUCAGUGAAAACAACAGCGGCCCCGGCCCUCUUUGUGAACCUGCUCGUCGACCUGCACACAGCGAACUGCCCCACACCGAGCUUUCCGGUCAGACUCCCUACACGCUCAACUUCAGCUUCGAAGAACUGAAUGCACUUGGUCUAGAUGAAGGCGCCCCACGUCACAGUAACCUGAGUUGGCAGUCACAAACUCGCAGAACCCCAAGUCUUUCGAGUCUCAAUUCCCAGGAUUCCAGUAUUGAAAUUUCAAAGCUUACUGAUAAGGUGCAGGCUGAGUAUAGAGAUGCCUAUAGAGAAUAUAUUGCUCAGAUGUCGCAGUUAGAAGGAGGUACAGGCUCUGCAACAAUUAGUGGCCGGUCUUCUCCACACAGCACAUAUUAUAUGGGUCAGAGUUCGUCAGGGGGCUCCAUUCAUUCUAGUCUAGAAGCAGAAAAAGGGAAGGAUAGUGAACCAAAGCAAGAUGAUGGAAGGAAGUCAUUUGUAAUGAAGAGGGCAGAUGUUAUCGAUUACUCCUCAUCAGGAGUUUCCACUAACGAUGCCUCCCCCCUGGACCCUAUCACCGAAGAAGAUGAAAAGUCUGACCAGUCAGGCAGUAAGCUCCUCCCAGGCAAGAAACCCUCGGAAAGGUCAAGUCUCUUCCAGACAGACUUGAAGCUGAAGGGGGGUGGACUGCGCUAUCAGAAACUUCCAAGCGAUGAAGAUGAGUCUGGAACCGAAGAAUCAGAUAAUACUCCACUGCUCAGAGAUGACAAAGACAGAAAAGCUGAAGGGAAAGCAGAGAGAGCGUCCAAGUCCCCAGAACACAGUGCCGAGCCAAUCAGAACCUUCAUUAAAGCAAAGGAGUACUUGUCAGACGCCCUCCUGGACAAAAAGGACUCCUCCGAUUCAGGAGUGAGAUCCAGCGAAAGUUCUCCCAACCACUCUCUUCACAACGAAGGCGCUGACGACUCCCAGCUUGAAAAAGCAAAUCUCAUUGAGCUCGAAGAUGACAGCCAUAGUGGCAAACGGGGAGUGCCACAUAGCUUGAGCGGCCUGCAAGAUCCAAUUAUAGCUCGAAUGUCCAUUUGUUCAGAAGACAAGAAGAGCCCUUCUGAGUGCAGCCUGAUGGCCAGCAGCCCUGAAGAGAGCUGGCCCGCAUGCCAGAAAGCCUACAACCUGAACCGGACACCCAGCACUGUGACACUGAACAACAACAGUGCUCCGGCUAAUAGAGCCAACCAGAAUUUUGAUGAAAUGGAGGGAAUUAGAGAGACGGCCCAAGUCAUUCUGAGGCCUGCUUCCAGUUCCAACUCAACUGCUAUUCAAAAUGAAAACCUAAAAGGCAUGACCCAUAAGCGAAGCCAGCGUUCAAGUUACACCAGGCUCUCGAAGGAUUCUUCAGAGCUCCACGCAGUCGCCUCUUCUGACAGUACAGGCUUUGGAGAAGAAAGAGAAAGCAUUCUUUAAGAAAAACACACAAAAGUAGAAUAGUAUCAUUGUGUCCUAUGACAAAAUUGACGUGAGUUUUGUGGUGAAUCCAUCCAUGCACAUCAUCUUUGCAUUUCAUUCACAAGUAAUUAAUGGAUGAGAAGGGCUUUGGGAAAAGAGACACCUUCUAUACAACAGAAGAGGCUAUUAGAAAGGGUGGUUCAUCAGUCAGUCUCCACUGUCUGUAAUUAGAACCUUUAAUUAGAAUAACUUCUUGUUUUCCCUUUCGUUGGCACAUAACCUCAUGAACAUUUUUGAGACAAGAUCUGAGUAUAAAGAUAGGUCAGAAACAUUUCAUUAAAUAUAAGGCGCUUAAUUUGUCAAAGAAAAUAAAAACCUUGAGACCCCUUUUGUAGAACAUCUGUCAUGAAAUAUCUGAGGGAAGACAUGGUGUGAGAGGAACCAGCAGCAAAUUUUGUUCUUAAGAGGUAAAAGAUAAGAAAGAAUUGACAGGUUAUGGAGUAGCCCAGAGACUAACGGUAAACAGAACCAGUGUUCUACAUAUAAUAGACAAUUGCUUCUCGAAGGGUUUUAAAUUUUUAAGUAGAAAAUAUAUGAUAAAGAGGGCUUUGAAACUGGUAGGAAAGCGAGUCAAAGGUGCGCAAAGUGUCACCCCAGUAACUGGGGCAUUAUGAGCUCUAGGAUAAUGGCCUGCGGGGAGGGGACAGCAGCCUCUCUGUGACACGGAUGCGCUUCUUGCCAAACCCCCAGCAGACCCGGCGUCAAGCGCCGUCAACCCACCUGGGGACCCACGCCGGCCUACACUGCAACUUUUAAAUUGUGUGCCCAACUUUUCUUAGCCUAGCAAUGAGGGGAGAAAACAAGAAUUCUUUCUCUGGAGAAUCAAGGAAAACAUGGGUAGUAAUAGGCACUAAUAAAUAUUUAUGGAAUGAGAGAAUGAGGAAAUUCCAUCAGAAAGUCAGUUUGACAAUUGACAAAUGACAAGGAAAUUUAAUUAGGUAAUUGCCUAAUCAUUGCCUAUCAGGGUGGAGUUUAUCUACUUUAUUUAUUCCUAAAUCAGCAUGUUAAUUCUGGGGGAGGAUCAUAAGAAAGGGAAUACUUUAAAAAUAAACGUUUAAAAAAUACGUAACAAAGCAAGGGUAAAAAGAAGGUAAAGCUGGUGUGACUUUCCAUUUAUUGUUAGCAGAGUUAAGAGAAUGAUCAUAUUUAAGUAUUCUGUGGACUAGAAAUGUACCCUGUCAUCAUGCGUUGAAAUUUUUUGCCAUUUUAACAUAGCUUCUUUAUGUAGAAUUAAUUCUGGCAGUAUAUCGUCAGUCACAGUUAAGACUGUAGGCGGUGAGACUGUAGAUGUGUAAUUACCUAAGUGUAGUGUUACAUCUGAGAUGUUUUUCACUGAAUGGAUUUUUAUUAAUAGGUUGAAUAAAUUAUUUACUUGACCAGUCAUUGCACUAAAUAGUUGCUCUUUUGGGUUUGUUGCCUUGAUGUUUGAGUGUAAUCUAACAUUUUCAUGAAGUGUUUAUUGUGCAUGAUGUUAACAAAUGUUUUAGCCAACUAAAAAAAGACAGGAUGUCAUUAACAUUAUAUAUUGAAAUGUUAACAUUUUGUAUUUAUAGUGUUUUUAGUUUGCAAUGUUGUAUAAUUGGUAACUAUUUCAGAGGCAAUUAUUUUGUUCCUUUUCAGGUGAGUAGAUGCAGCUUAAUAUCACUGUAGUAUAUUUAUACCAGUUGUGAAGUUAUUACUAGAGUAUUAAGUGUACAAAUAGAUUUAGAAAAAAAUAAAAAAUCUGCAUGCUA
Molecule: messenger RNA, 4110 nt
Organism: Hipposideros armiger (great roundleaf bat)
Lineage: Eukaryota; Metazoa; Chordata; Mammalia; Chiroptera; Hipposideridae
Product: kinase D-interacting substrate of 220 kDa-like
Exons: 9
Coding region: 371-2335 (654 amino acids)
Biological process (GO): nerve growth factor signaling pathway
Molecular function (GO): protein kinase regulator activity; PDZ domain binding
Source: RefSeq, a predicted model, not a curated record